AUGUCUUCUCAGCAGACUAGAGGGAACCAAACCCAGGAGCCGAACAAUGGCGCAACAAAUGCCCCCAGCUCCUACCGCAUGAGCCAAUUGUUGCCCGAUUUGCUGUCCCCGACUCGGGAGACUCGGACUUACGACGAAGGCGCCUUUCUGAGGGGACAUGGCCUAGUCCCCGUCACCGACUUGACCUCUAUGCUUCCUUGCCACGCGUCCAUUCAUGACUCGGACGCAAAGAUCAUUCUCAUCAUCGGCGGACCAGGCGCAGGAAAGAGCACCGUAGCCGCGUCUCUUGCCGCGGAGCUGAACCUCGUUCACAUCGACGCGGCCGCGGUCGUGCGACGCCUGGCCGUCACCGCGCGGCAGCCCGCAUGGAGGACGGUGUGCGACUCAAUGGAGGCCAGCGGGACGCUUCCGAGCGCCGUGCUCGUGAAUGUCAUCAGGCUGGAGAUCUUCCGCAACCAGGGAUUCGGGCAGAAUGUUUUCGUUAUCGAUGGCUUUCCGCAUACGCGGGAGGAGUUUGAUCUGGUGAAUCAGACCUACGAUGUCAAAAUGGCACUUCAUCUCCUCGCGACCCCGGACACAAUGGAAAAGCGGUACAUGCAGAUUAAGAUGACCUUUCAGGAAGGCGAACGGCGUCUGGCGAAGUUCAAUCAUCUGAAGCUCAGGUACUUUGCUUCUCUUGCUGAAUUGACCGGCUACGAGAAGUUCAGCAGCGUCAUGGUCAAUGCCUCUGGCGACGCGGAGUUUCCCGAGUCCUGGUCUUAUGUCAAGUCGGUUGUCGAGGUAAGUGGCUGGAUUCCUGAUUGA
This is a messenger RNA of Aspergillus clavatus NRRL 1, 804 nucleotides long. RefSeq names its product adenylate kinase family protein. NCBI's taxonomy places the organism in Eukaryota, Fungi, Ascomycota, Eurotiomycetes, Eurotiales, Aspergillaceae. Gene Ontology annotation, molecular function: ATP binding; UMP kinase activity. The transcript is spliced from 4 exons. The record is from RefSeq and is a predicted model, not a curated record. Bases 1 to 804 code for a protein of 267 amino acids. Gene Ontology annotation, biological process: UDP biosynthetic process; CDP biosynthetic process. Gene Ontology annotation, cellular component: cytoplasm; nucleus.